Molecule: messenger RNA, 3967 nt
Organism: Tyto alba (common barn owl)
Lineage: Eukaryota; Metazoa; Chordata; Aves; Strigiformes; Tytonidae
Gene: CHST3
Product: carbohydrate sulfotransferase 3
Exons: 3
Coding region: 1353-2720 (455 amino acids)
Biological process (GO): N-acetylglucosamine metabolic process; carbohydrate metabolic process
Cellular component (GO): Golgi membrane
Molecular function (GO): N-acetylglucosamine 6-O-sulfotransferase activity; chondroitin 6-sulfotransferase activity
Source: RefSeq, a predicted model, not a curated record
GCAAGUUCGGCGCUGGCACUCUGGGCGCAAACCUGUACUCAUUACCUUCGCUAAUAGGAAGCCACUAACGAGCUAUAUGCUGGUCCUUGCACAUGAAUGCCAAGAAAACCGGCAUUUUUUGCCUAUGCCAUACGCGUAGCAGAAAAACUAUGCCAAGAAUGCGAAAGAGGGCUGAAACGUUUUAUGAGGACUGGUUUUUCGGAUCUCCCUCUCCCUGCAAAACCAGAUGUCUUUCAGCUCCUCGGUGUCUAACGUUACAGAGCUCUGUAUGAAUUUCUGCACAUGAGCCGGAAUAGCCGUUGAGAUACGAUUUAAUACUCCAGACCCUAAGCCUGCCCUGCGGGGACAGUGACAGCCGGUGUCCCCCAGAGCUCCCCGUCUGCUCCCAGUAAGAUACUCUCCCUCCCUGCCCUCCUGGGGCACACAGGAUCACUGGCACGGCACACCACGGUGCGCGUCGCGUGGGGCAAACCCACCCACAGCUCCUGAACGGGGAGAAAAGGGGAUUUGGUAACUGGGGGAAAAAGGUGCUGAGCCUGAGAGUCCGUUUCGGCUGGGGAUAAAGAGGAAUAGCCUGCGAGGUGGUCACAGAGAAGAUGGAGCCAGGUUCCUGCCGGGGUGGGAGGGCAGGAGCUGGGACAUGAGAGGUUCGGAGCCGGUGAAAGGAGAAAUAUUUUCCCCAGGAGGACGGCCCGAGCAGGCUGCCUGGGGAGGUUGCGCCGGCUCCAUCCUCGGAGGUUGGCAGGAUAAAGCCCUGACCACGCCGGUGUGACUCCGCUUUGGGCAGGACAGGAGCCUGCGGCCCGAAUCUCCCCACCGUGCCCGGGAGGGGACUCGCCUGGGCCCUGGUGGGACACUUUCGCGGGGUGUCUACGCCCUCCCAGCCCCAUCAUUUCCCCCCACCUCAGCGCCCAGACGGUCCCUUCCAGCCCCGGGGCGAUCCCGGGGUCGGGGUCGGCAGCUCCCGGGGCUCCCGGUUCCCAGCCCCGGCGUGGCGGGGGGGGUGGCGGGGAGGUUGGCCAGGGGACCCCGCCCGGCUCCGCCCCGGGACCCGCGUCCAGGCGCCGGGACCGCUCCCCCCCGCCGUCGCCCCGGGAGGGAGGAAGGAAGGAAGGAAGGAGGGAGGGAAGAGGGGAGGGAAGGAGGGGAAGAAGGGAGGGAGGAUGACAGCGCCGUGAAGAAAAGCAGGGGGGACCCGCAGCCUUCCCUCCUCCCGCACGGCAGGACCAGGCGAGCUCGCCCCGCGGAGCGGCCGCCCCCCGGGCAGGGCUGCCCCGGGGCAGAGGAUGCCGGGGGGCUAGCCCGGGACACCUCCCCGGUGGGUGGGAGGGACGCGUGUGUCCCCCCCCGCCAUGGAGAUCCGACGCGCUUUGCCCCAGGAUUUCCGGGAGCUGCUGCACUGCCUGAAGAUGAGGAGCAAGUACGCCGUGCUGCUGGUCUUCGUCGUCGGCCUCGUCAUCAUCGAGAAGGAGAACAACUUCAUCUCCAGGGUGUCGGACAAGCUGAAGCAGUCCCCGCAGGCGCUGGCAGAAGCCAACGGCACGGAGGCCAGCCCGGCGCCGGCCGAGAACGGCUCGCUGGCCUCGCUGCGAGAGCUGGAUGCCGCCUUCUCCCAGCUGAGGUCCCGCCUGCGCAACGUCACCCUGCAGCUGGAGGGUGACGGGGACCCCGGGCCGCGGCGGCACGUCCUGCUGAUGGCCACCACCCGCACCGGCUCCUCCUUCGUGGGGGAGUUCUUCAACCAGCAAGGCAGCGUCUUCUACCUCUUCGAGCCCCUCUGGCACAUCGAGAGGACGGUGACCUUCGAGCCGGGGGGAGCCAAUGCGGUGGGCUCGGCCCUGGUCUACCGGGACGUCCUCAAACAGCUCCUCCUCUGCGACCUCUACAUCUUGGAGAGCUUCAUCUUGCCGGCGCCCGAGGGCCACUUGACGCCCUUCAUGUUUCGGCGGGGCUCGAGCCGCUCGCUCUGCGAGGAGCCCGUCUGCACGCCCAGCGCUAAGAAGGUUUUCGAGAAGUACCACUGCAAGAACCGCCGCUGCGGCCCCCUCAACAUCACCCUGGCCGCCGAGGCGUGCCGGCGCAAGCAGCACGUGGCCCUGAAGACCGUGCGCAUCCGGCAGCUGGAGUUCCUGCAGCCGCUGGUGGAGGACCCCCGGCUGGACGUGCGCAUCAUCCAGCUGGUCCGGGACCCCCGAGCCGUCCUGGCCUCCCGCAUGGUGGCUUUCUCCGGCAAGUACGAGACCUGGAAGAAGUGGGCAGCCGAAGGGGAGGCUCCCCUCCACGAGGAGGAGGUGCAGAGGCUGCGGGGCAACUGCGAGAGCAUCCGUCUGUCGGCUGAGCUGGGGCUGCGGCGGCCGGGCUGGCUGCGGGGCCGCUACAUGCUGGUACGCUACGAGGACGUGGCGCGGGCGCCCUUGCAGAAGGCGGAGGAGAUGUACCGCUUCGCCGGGCUCCCCCUCACCCACCAAGUGGAGGAGUGGAUCGGCAAAAACACCCAGGCCCCCCGCGACGGCAGCGGCGUCUACUCCACCCGCAAAAACUCUUCCGAGCAGUUCGAGAAGUGGCGGUUCAGCAUCCCCUUCAAGCUGGCGCAGGUGGUGCAGGACGCCUGCGCCCCGGCCAUGCGCCUCUUCGGCUACAAGCUGGCCAGCAGCCCCGCCGCGCUGGCCAACCGCUCCUUCAGCCUGCUGGAGGAGGCACAGCCCUCCUGGGUCACGUAACGGCGGCGGGGGGGGGGGGGGGCGGAGGGGGGGGGACGAUGAGGGGGCUGAGGCCGUGCUCCCGGCCGGCCCGGGGGAGACCCGGGGGUCGCUGACUCCUGGAGAUGCUCUUCACUGCUGCCGCGGCAGCCCCGGCAGCUGGAGCGUCCUGGCAGAGCCGACCCCCAGGGUCCUGCAGAGCCUGAAUUACGCAAUUCCUCCCCGCAACGGGGGAAAUCCCAAAGGUGAGGGGAAGUGGAAAAAAGCUGGCGGGUCGGCGCCAGGGACACCUCUCCCCCCCCCCCCCGGUUUGGGGGCUGCGCCGAGGAGGAGGAGGGUGAGGGCGAGCAGAGGGUGACAGGAUCAGGCACCUUCGCGUUGCCACCCCACCUGGCUAGGACGAGGCAAGCACAAGACCCCCGUGGUGCCAGCAAGGACCCAGACCCCAGAGGCCUUACUGGUUUAGUGCCUUCACACACCAGCAUGGACUGGGAACUGCCUCAGAGGCGUGCCGGGGCGGGAGUCUCCCGCAGAGCCCCGGCCAGCACUCGGGCUGCAACGAAACGAGGUGACUUUGUGGUUUUGGUGCUCUUCAAAGUUGGUUUGGGGGGGGGUGGGGUGGGGAGGGGUGUUGUUUUUUUUUUUUUCCUUUUUUUCCUGCGUGUUUGCAUACCAGGGGCGCCAGGGGAUUUUAUUUAUUUAUUACGUGAAAAAGAAGGGGGAGGCAGGUCAAGGAGCUAAGCCCAAAAAAUCAGAGCAGCACAACACAGCGCAGAGAAACAGAGAGACACCCCCAGAGCCGAGGUGGCGGGGGUCAGAUUUCGGCCGGCGACCACCACGUGCCCUGCCACACCAUCCCGGGAGAGCCCCCGGGGACCGAUGGGCUGUAACACCCCCCCACACCCCCCCCAAACCCCCGGUGGGGCACGGCCGGGGCCGGGGCUGCACCCACCCUGCGCCGUGGGAGCGACCACGAACCUCGGCGCCUGCUGGAAGAUGGUCAGACUUAUUUAAUUAAAAGCAAAAAUACAACAGCACGGAGUCCAAAGCAUCUCCCGUCGCCUUGGUGUUCGCGUCCUGUCUCCUCGGUAUUCCGGGGCUCCCCCCCAGAGCCCCAAAUACUUGCCCGCAGCACCCGGGGGGGUGAGCGAUACCUGGGGAGUUUCAGGGUGUUUGCCACAUGCGGGUGUUCACCCAGCAGUAGCCUGGCACUGAGCUGCCCCUUCCAACUCACAUUUAAUGAAUUAAAACACCUUUUUUUAGCCCGC